AAAAAUGGAGGAAGGGGUUAAUAAUAGUCCAAAUGGACGUCCCCCUCCUCCCGGCUUUAAUCAGGCUUAUUUGGAAAAUAAUCAACCGGUUGGUGGGGCGGGGAAUAUUGCUUCUGUUGGAAUUGUGGGGCAACAACCAUCAGCAGCUAGAGCAGAUUUGUGGCAACAAACAUUACAGGCAGCCGUCGCAGCCACCACUCAACCAGAAUCUCGACGGAGAAUGCAAUCUAGAAAGCCUUUAAGGCAAACUCCUGUUGAACGCAAUGAACGUUCCCUAUUGUGUCUUACAGUGCAAAAUCCUUUAAGGAGAGCUUGCAUAUCUAUCACUGAAUGGAGACCUUUUGAAUGGCUUAUACUUAUGAUGAUUUGUGCCAAUUGCAUAGCCCUUGCCGUUUACCAGCCUUAUCCAAUGCAAGAUUCUGAUACAAAAAAUACAGUAUUGGAGAAUUUGGAAUAUUUAUUUAUUGUUGUUUUUACUGCUGAAUGUAUAAUUAAAGUUAUCGCACUUGGAUUUUUACUUCAUCCGGGAGCAUAUUUGAGGAAUGCUUGGAAUAUUCUUGACUUUAUUAUUGUUGUUAUUGGAAUAAUCAGCACAGUACUUUCUCGAAUCAACGUCCAAGCAUUUGACGUCAAAGCUCUUCGUGCCUUUCGUGUUCUCCGACCAUUAAGAUUAGUUUCUAACGUUCCAAGUUUACAAGUUGUGCUCAACGCUAUCUUACGUGCAAUGAUACCUUUAUUACAUAUUGCAAUGCUUGUAUUAUUUGUUAUUUUAAUUUAUGCAAUUAUUGGAUUGGAAUUGUUCUGUGGAAAGCUACAUUCGACUUGUGUGGAUACUUCUAAUGGAGAAUUUGCACAAAAAGAGCCUUCGACUUGUGGACUAGCCCCAAGUGCAUAUCAUUGCGAACCGUCUUCAUUUUCCUCAGCUAUACACGCCAGAAAUAAUAAAUGGAUAUGUUCACCUAACACAACAUGGCUGGGUCCAAAUAAUGGAAUAACUAAUUUUGAUAAUAUUGGUUUGGCUAUGUUAACGGUAUUUCAGUGUGUGUCUUUGGAAGGAUGGACUGAUGUUAUGUAUUGGGUAAACGAUGCAGUUGGACGUGAAUGGCCAUGGAUAUACUUUGUGACAUUAGUCAUUCUCGGCUCCUUUUUUGUCCUAAACCUCGUUUUGGGUGUUCUCUCUGGAGAAUUUUCAAAAGAAAGGGAAAAAGCGAAUGCUAGAGGAUUAUUCCAAAAAUUUAGAGAAAAACAGCAAUUGGAGGAGGAUUUGAAAGGGUAUCUGGAUUGGAUAACUCAAGCAGAGGAUAUUGAACAAUUAAAUGAUGAUGAUGAACAUGGGGGUGAUGAACAUUUGGUUGGGGGUGUUGGUGGUGGAAUUGGGGGUGAUUUGGACGGAGAUGGGGUUUUGGAUGGAGAAGAGCAGGGAGUUGAAGAACAACAACGGUCUUCUGCCUUAAUAGUUCAAUGGCGUUUUCUUCAAAGGUUAAAUAGAAGGUGUCGGAGAGGAUGUAGAAGAAUGGUUAAAUCACAAAUGUUUUAUUGGCUAGUAAUUGUUCUAGUAUUUUUAAAUACACUUGUUUUAACAUCCGAACAUUAUGGACAAGAACCCUGGUUAGAUCAUUUUCAAACUGGUGCAAAUUUAUUUUUUGUUAUUUUGUUUACAAUGGAAAUGUUGUUAAAAAUGUAUUCACUUGGAUUGCUACAAUAUAUGAACAGCCAAUUUAACCGUUUUGAUUGUUUUAUUGUAAUCUCUUCAAUUAUUGAAUUUGUUUUGGUUUAUUUCGAGUUUAUGAAACCUUUGGGUAUUUCUGUUUUGCGUUCAGCACGUCUUUUGAGAAUAUUUAAAGUUACAAAGUAUUGGGCUUCAUUGAGUCAAUUAAUCACUUCCUUACUUUCUUCUCUACGUUCUAUAAUUUCUCUACUUUUGCUUUUAUUCCUUUUUAUUGUUAUUUUUGCUCUUCUGGGAAUGCAAGUAUUUGGUGGACGUUUUAAUUAUGACCCUAUGAGACCGAAACCUCGAGCAAACUUUGACACAUUUACUCAAUCACUACUUACAGUUUUUCAAAUUUUAACGGGAGAGGAUUGGAAUACAGUAAUGUAUAAUGGAAUUGAGAGUUAUGGAGGGAUUGGAUCGCUUGGAAUGCUAGUAUCAAUAUAUUUUAUUGUUCUAUUUAUUUGCGGAAAUUAUAUUUUAUUAAAUGUUUUCUUGGCUAUUGCUGUAGAUAAUUUGGCUGAAGCAGAUCAAGUAAUGAAUGCAAAACCGGGAGAGGAAGAUGAAAUGGAAGUUGAGGGGGAAUACGAGGAAGGGGAGUAUGAACAUGGAGAAACAGAUGAAGACGGGUUGGAUUUGGAGGGGGAUGGAGAGGAUGGAGAUGAUGAAGUUGGUGGGGAUGGAGAGGAAGUUAAUGAUGAAGUGGUUGUUGGGGCUAGACCGAGAAGGGUAAGUAGAGAUUUUUUGAAUAAAUAA
Meloidogyne enterolobii is the source of this 2464-nucleotide messenger RNA. The record is from the annotation of a GenBank genome assembly. Lineage: Eukaryota; Metazoa; Nematoda; Chromadorea; Rhabditida; Meloidogynidae.